AUUGAACAUUUGUAGUCAUUCAAGUUAUUAUUCCAGUUGUUCAUUACCUUUUCUUGAUUGUCAACAGUUUUGUUAAAAAUGAAGUCAACUUUAUUUGUUGUUUUAAUUGCUCUUGCAAUCUCAAGUUCAUUUGCCGUUAAAAUCCAGGGAUCAUGUCCAAACCCAGAACAACCCAAAAUUGACUAUUGGACCUUUUCAAAUUUCCUAGGAAGCUGGACUGUUUUAGGUCGAAGUGAACAAACUGUCCCAAGAACUGUGUACAAUACUAUUGAGAUUGAUCACCUUUAUCCUGGAAAAGUUGCCGUUAUUGAGGAAGGAAAUACUCGAGACAUCGACGUCAUGUCACUUUGGGACAAUUUGAUCGAAUUGACUGUUGGUGAUUUUAAUGGAAAAUCAUAUUAUGAUGUUAUUGUAGAUGAUGACGAACCCUACUCAUUCAACAUCACGACCUCAGAUGGUCACCAGGGAAUAUUUUGGAUGCCUUUUUUCGCUCGCCCUAAAUAUGCUGAAGCUGUUUUAGCAAGUUGUGUUAAAAUUGAUGAAUCAACUGUUGAUAUUAAAGCAUGGUUUGUUUCCAAGAAUAAAUACGUUAAAGCUUCAGAAGAAGUUGAAGAUAUUGUUGAAUCGUUGACUGGACGAAAAUUGGUUGAAGUCUGUCAAGGAGAUUUCUGUUGAUCAAUUCAUAAUAUUAUUGAUACAAGAUAGAAUUGUCAUGUAAACUCUUCAUCUGUUGAUUGUAAAAUUUCUUAAAUAAGAAUAUUAAAUAAUUUUUUAAACGCAAA
Molecule: messenger RNA, 782 nt
Organism: Tetranychus urticae (two-spotted spider mite)
Lineage: Eukaryota; Metazoa; Arthropoda; Arachnida; Trombidiformes; Tetranychidae
Source: RefSeq, a predicted model, not a curated record